Sporothrix brasiliensis 5110 is the source of this 1023-nucleotide messenger RNA. RefSeq lists its product as uncharacterized. Gene Ontology annotation, molecular function: S-adenosylmethionine-dependent methyltransferase activity. The transcript has 2 exons. The coding region runs from base 1 to 1023 and encodes 340 amino acids. NCBI's taxonomy places the organism in Eukaryota, Fungi, Ascomycota, Sordariomycetes, Ophiostomatales, Ophiostomataceae. The record is from RefSeq and is a predicted model, not a curated record.
AUGGCGAGUAAGAUCGAAUCCGUCCAAUCCGUCCUGGCGGAACGACACGAGGCCGAAGUCGAUGCCGACGGAAAACGUGAUAUCAAAUACGUAUUUGCAUUCAAGAACCUUGAUUGGGAAGCAUACCACCGCUUUCGUCCAGUCUAUCCAGAGUCUAUGUGGAAACAAUGGUUCGACUACCAUCGAAACCAUGGUGGCGCAUUUGAGAUUGCACACGACGCAGGAUGUGGUCCCGGGACGGCUGCCACGGCCAUCGGUCCGCAUUUCAAAAUGGUGUUUGUAUCCGACGCCGGUGCCUCCAACUUGGCGACUGCUGAGGCCAGUCUCAAACCACGCGAAAAAUUCACGUUUCACAGAAUUCCUGCUGAGAAGACAGCCGAGUGGCUAUCACCAGCGUCCGUCGACUUCACAUCCAUCUGCAUGGCGUUCCACUACAUGGAAAGUGCUGCUACCGUGCGUGCUGUAGCUCAAACCCUGAAGCCGGGCGGCACAUUUGCUGCCGUUACCUACGGAUUCCGUCUACUGUUCCCUGGUCAACUACGAGCUGAAGAGCUUUGGUACAAAACCACCAGCCGCGCAACACUGCGACUCAUGAGUGAAGGAAAGUUGUUUCCUGCAGCAACGCGCGGUCUUGCACGGGCCAUGACUGGCCUGGACUUUGUGGCAUUCCCCUCAAAUCUUUUCGAGGAGGGCGUACGCCGCACAUACAUCAAUGUGACCAAGGACGAGAAACGGCCACUCUACUUUGUUGACAACGAUCCGUCCCUAUGGGAAGAGGCCCCGACAUUUGUGUCACCAACAGACGUAUUGGAAUAUGUCCAAGAUGCAGCAUGGGGACGUCGAGCGGACGUCGCGUGGUUGCGUGGCUUCUUGGCCAGCUCACAGAUGGGAUUUGAUGAGAAAACUUGGGCGUCGGAGGAGUGGAAAGAGUUGGAGGCAAUUGUUUGCUCCGGACCCAACGGUACCAUUGAAGUCGAGUGGCCAGUAGCAAUGACUCUGGCCACAAGGAAGAAAGAGGCAUAA